CACACUGGUGUGUAUAUAUAUAUAUAUACAUAAAACUCAGAAGAAAAAAUACCAAAAAGCUAUGAUGAAAGAGAGUAGUAUUGGGAACAUGAGAGUUGUCCAUGCACAAAACUUUGAUCAUCACGAUCAUCAUAAUAAUAAGAAGAAUAAUAAGAUGAUGAUGAUGAUGGUGCCAAGAUGGUUAAUUGUAAUGUACAAGACAAUAUAUUUCAGUAGAUGCAUAGUUCAUCCAAAUUCAAAGAAGAAUGAUUCUGAUCAUUUCUGUAUCGAUUGUCUUCGUCCUCUUUGCUUCAAUUGUCUUCCUUCUCAUUUCUCUCACAAACAUGUUAAGAUUCGAAGGUACAUUUACAGUGAUGUGAUUAAUCGCCAAGACUUGUCCAAACUCUUUAACUGUUCAGGCAUACAGACAUAUCAUACAAAUAAAGCAAAAGUGGUAUUUUUGAAGCAAAGGCGUUCUUCUCAACAAGGUCAUCAUGUACACCAACUCAACAAUAAUAUUAAUAAUAACAAGGAAUACAAAUGCAUCAUCUGCCAUAGGACUUUGCAGGACAAUUCUCGAUAUUGCAGUAUAGCUUGCAAGGUGUUGGCUAUACAUGGAGAUCAUGAGGUUAAGAGUAGGAGAAAAAUAAGCUGUAAUAAUAAUAAGGAGAAAGAAGAUCAGUUGCUUAUUACAGCUUUAUCAUUUCCAAAUAAGAGGCAAAACUUAAGAAGAAAAGGAGUUCCUCUAAGGGCUCCUUUCUUCUGACAAAUAUAUUUCUAUAUACAUCUUUAUAUCAUAUGUAUAGCCAUUUUCUAUCGUGCAUGUACAAAUUAUAAUAAGGCUAGAACUUAAUUAAUUAUAUAUCAUGUAUUGUAAUUAUAUAUGUAUUAUGUGCAUGCACGUAUACGUAUGUACCUUAUAUAUAUUUGCAUUAUAUAUAUGAUCUAUCAGAUCAUUUAAAUUUGGUAAA
Molecule: messenger RNA, 950 nt
Organism: Cannabis sativa
Lineage: Eukaryota; Viridiplantae; Streptophyta; Magnoliopsida; Rosales; Cannabaceae
Product: protein RGF1 INDUCIBLE TRANSCRIPTION FACTOR 1
Exons: 5
Coding region: 62-745 (227 amino acids)
Source: RefSeq, a predicted model, not a curated record